CACAAACUGUGAAGUGCGCAUAAAAAUGUCAUUCAAAAAGCAUCUCAUUAUCAGUACGCUGAUACGUGUUUUCCUCAUAUACUACGGCGAGGUGCAGGACAGUUUAUCGGACGUGCAAUAUACAGAUGUGGACUACCGCGUGGUCACUGACGGUGCUAACCAUGUGCUGGCUCUGGGAUCUCCGUUCAAAAGACACACCUAUCGGUAUACGCCGCUGCUAGCCUACUUGGUGCUGCCAAACUUGCUGGUGCAUCCGAGCUUUGGAAAGUUCAUUUUUUCCCUCUUUGACAUCCUAAUUGGCGUGCUGAUCAAGUGGAUCCUGCUGAAUUGCUACCGCAGCAACAAAAUAUCGAUCGAAACGAAGCUGCUCAAGCUGGAAACCCUGAACAAUCGGAACAAGUAUUUGAUUAAGCGAAAAAAUGAAAUUCUAAACAGCAACAACGAAGCGCUGCCUCCUAAGUACAUCCGGAUGGCUGAAAUCAGUGCCUACUGCUGGCUGUACAACCCGCUCACCAUGAUCAUUGCAACACGCGGUAAUGGCGAUUGCGUAUCAUGCUCGCUAGUUCUUCUAUCGAUCUACUUUCUGCUUAAGAAUGAACAAACCAUUGUGCAAUACUUUGUCGCCGGGCUGUUUCUCGGCCUUUCAAUUCAUUUCCGACUCUAUCCCAUCGGAUUCUGCUUAGCCUUCUAUCUAGCCACACAAAACCGAACUCUGGAAAAAUGGCACGAUAUCGUCCGCAGCAUUCUAAAGCCGAAUCCAAAACAAAUUGCACUCGUGCUGGGAACAGUUGUUGCCUUGGGUUCUACAAGCGCCUUAUUCUAUUGGCUGUACGGAUAUCAAUUCAUUUACGAAUCAAUGCUCUACCAUCUGGUGCGGAAGGACACGAGACACAACUUUUCACUCUACUUCUAUCUGCAAUAUCUUAGUUCCACGUUCGACGUAACUGUGCUGGAAAAGGUUCUCACCUUUCUACCACAGCUUAUACUUAUCCUGAUGCUAACUGUGCGAUACGGGCAACAUCGACAGACGCUGGCAUUCGGACUGUUUGCCAUCGCCUUUGUAAUGGUCACGUACAAUCCGGUCGUUACAUCGCAGUACUUCGUCUGGUUUCUGUCCUUGCUGCCUCUAUGUGUGAAGAACUUCCGUAACAUCGGCAUCCGCAAAGCAGUUUUCAUUCCAGUGAUGUGGUUUAUUUCGCAGGGUGGAUGGCUUUUACCCGCCUAUCUACUGGAGUUCAAAGGCUGGAACACGUUCGAAUUCAUUUGGAUACAGAGCAUCGUUUUCUUCUUCUCUAACGUACUGAUUCUGCAGAUGCUUAUUAGUAACUAUGAUAUUGCGUACAAUUACAAAAUAGAUUAAACCGCCUACCGCUUCAUCAGUCAGUGUAAAUAAAAUUUUGUAUUUCUACGUACUAA
Anopheles arabiensis is the source of this 1416-nucleotide messenger RNA. RefSeq names its product GPI mannosyltransferase 1 (gene PIG-M). Bases 26 to 1360 code for a protein of 444 amino acids. The record is from RefSeq and is a predicted model, not a curated record. Gene Ontology annotation, molecular function: GPI mannosyltransferase activity; alpha-1,4-mannosyltransferase activity. Lineage: Eukaryota; Metazoa; Arthropoda; Insecta; Diptera; Culicidae. Gene Ontology annotation, cellular component: membrane; glycosylphosphatidylinositol-mannosyltransferase I complex. Gene Ontology annotation, biological process: GPI anchor biosynthetic process. The transcript has a single exon.